UGUAGAACUGAAGAAGAACUUUUAGAAUUUUCUAGAAGGUUCAUUUAAAAGACCUAUGUAGCAUGCACAGGAUAUAUCUGCUCACACACACACACACGUCAAGGUUGAAUUACAUCCACUCUUAUUGGACAUUUUCACAAUUUUUAUAUCUAUAUUUCUCUAUUUUAGCAAACCUAUUGAAUGGUAAAUAUAUUUCUAGAACUAUUGGUAGAGAUUUAUUAAUGUUCUGGCGGACAAAUCACUCUAACUUUAAGCUACACAGUGCUGAUAUCAAUCCAGAAAUGAAUUAGGUAAGGACAUGAUGGUAAGAGCAAUACUGAGACGCUGUUCAAAUAAAACUAGUAAAAUGUGACAUCAGUGUUCUCUACUUUUAGUCCGCAGGUAAUCAGGCGGGAUCUCCAGUAUUCAGUAACUCUAUGUGGGGUUUUCAUUUUGUCAGCUUGUGGGAAGACAUGUCCACCAUAUCGUUUAACUCUCUCACACAACAUUAACAUCAUUUCCUGUUUUAUUUUCAAACCUGUCAUUAUGUUACUGACGUAUUCAUUGACCUAUAAACUGUCAUGCCCCAGAUCUUGCACAUGUGUAUAAAUACCACAUGAUGAACUGAAGAUUUAGAAGGUUCAUUUAGAAGACCCCCAUAGUGUGCACAGGUUAUAUCUGCUCAUACACACAUCAAGGAACAAGACACAUAACAAAUCCAGCCAUGUUGCUGAUUUGGGUCGUGUUUGCCGGAACUCUCCCUCCUCCAACCAGCCAGAGUUGCUUCAAGGCCAACGAGUCUCAAUGUGACAAUGCGGACUUCGCUCCGGGAUCCGACCUAGCAGGAGAAGGCUUUGACGUCACCACCAUGCAACGGAAAGGGGCCUUUGUCCUUGACAUGAGCUCCUGGCUCCAAAAGGACAAGUCUUGCACUCUGUGUAAAAACCCCUACAUGGAAGGUCAAACGCAGAAGAUCCCGGUUUCUGUGGUGGACUGGAGACCGAGUCAGAAGUGCAGCAUGAAGUUGUCCAGCUCUGUCUACCAGUCCAGCGAGGCCCUGGUCAGCGCCAGCACCUCCUCUAUCAAGAACAACUGGAAGUUAGGCUUGCAUAUAAUCACUCCAAAAGUCCAGGGAUCACUGAUACUGGCAGGCAGUAACUCCAAGUUGGCAGGGUAUUCGAUGGGGAAAACCAAAAAAGACAAGUUCAGCUUCACCAGCCAUGAUGUCAAAUGUGAUUAUUACAGAUACAGGGUUUCAGGCAGUCCACUCCUGCACCAAGAGCUAAUCAAUGAAUUUGGACGUCUGCCUGAGAUAUACAAUGAGUCAACAAAGCACCUCUACUACAAGCUGAUUGACAAGUUUGGUACUCAUUAUAUCACAAAGGUGACUCUGGGUGGAGAGGUUCGCUCUGUGACCAGCAUCAAGGAGUGUGAGGCGUCCCUGCAGGGUCUGAGCGCGGACGAGGUGAAGAUGUGUCUGGACGUGGAGGCUUCUGUCAGUAUGGGAAUAGCUGCAAAUCUGAAGGCCGAGGCUCAUCACUGCAAGCAGAUCAAGGAAGAGAGUCUGAGCAAAAAGAGCUUUUCUAGCAUCUUCAGUGACAGGGAAACAAAUGUGAUUGGUGGCCACACUCAGAGUGUCGACCUCCUUUUCUCAUCAAAUAAUGACCCAAGGGGCUAUAAGGAGUGGGUCUCAUCUCUGCCUGCUCACCCUGAUGUGCUUUCCUACUCACUCGAGCCCCUUCACGAGCUGCUGCCGGUAAAGGAACCAAUCCGAGAGCAUCUGUACACUGCCAUCAAGGACUACAUCCUCCAGAGGGCUCUGUUGAAAAACUGCACAAGCCCAUGUAAGAUCGGUGUGAAGACCAACCCCAAGGAACCGUGCAGCUGCAGCUGCCACAACAACCCAGGUGUGGCCCUCAACUGCUGCCCAACUCAGAGAGGAUUUGCUCAGAUCACUGUAACUGUGAUUAAAGCCACAGGUUUAUGUGGAGAUUACUUAACUGAGACAGAUGGAUUCGUCAAGAUCCUCCUCAAUGGAAAGAUUAGUUUUGGCCAGACGUCUGUGAUAAAGAAUGAUAACUCACCUAAGUGGGACUGGGAUUUCCAUCUUGGAACUGUGGCUCUUACCCAUUUCAGCAGUGUGAAGCUGGAGGUGUGGGACGAGGACAGUAAUUCAAAUGAUGACUUUCUUGGGGAAUGCAGCAUCCCAUUGAAAUCUGGAGUUGAGACAAAUGUCUGUGCACUCAAUCACGGAGAACUCUAUUAUAAAGUGGAGGUGAAGUGUGUUCACGGUUUGGCUGGUUCUUCUUGCAUGGAGUACAAGCCCUCUCCCAUGGAGGCACAGCUGGAGAAAGUGUACGUCUCCCGGAACGCUCGCCCGAUUCCCAGAGGCAUGCUGCUGGAGAUGGGAGUGCUCCUCGAUGAGCGUAUUCCCCGCUUCAACCAGAGCAACAUUCGCAAAGCUAAAGGUCUUGAGUUGUAGACCAGUCGUGUUCUUUGUGCAUACUCACGCCAGUUAUCAUGCUGUUUGAAGUAGAAUAGGUGCACGUGUUACUGAUGCCUUUUAUAAUAUUGCUGCAUUUUGACUUUUUGAAAGUUUAAUAAAAGUCUCAUGAAGCAAAAUAUUUCUACCAUUGUGUAGUUUGUAAAUUGCAUAUUGAUGCCAUUUAUUUCCAUAUAUUUGAAUAUUUGCACAUAAUAUUGGUGCAUUAUUACUAUCUACAUUUCCUGCUCAUUUGUGUUGCCAUUGUCUUUUAUAAAAAAGCUUAAUAAAAGUGUCAUGAAGCAAAAUAUUCUUGAAAUAUUGCUGAUAAAAACAGAUAUCGUGUGGCAUGUCCAAUAAACCUAUGUACUGCAAAAAAAGCAAUUUCAAGAAAAUAAAAAAGCCUUGUUUCAGUGGAAAUUAGUCUCUUUUUUUGUGUAAAAAGAAAAAUCAUCUUGUCAAGCAUGUUUUGCAUUAGAAAAGUAAUCUCAUUUUAAGAAAAUGCAUCUUAACUUUGUCUUAAUAAGAUAUUGAGCUUAAGAUUUAACCAGUAACAAGCUACAACAACGAUUUGCGUAAUAUUCCAGCAGAGGAACAAGAUGGUUUUCCUUAUUUUAAGAGUAAGACCACUUGCACAAAAAUAUUUCAAUGAAUCAGCUAGGUGUCAUGGUUAUGCUGAAAUCCAG
Ictalurus furcatus (blue catfish) is the source of this 3147-nucleotide messenger RNA. Its product is annotated as perforin-1-like. The record is from RefSeq and is a predicted model, not a curated record. Gene Ontology annotation, cellular component: membrane attack complex. The transcript has 5 exons. Gene Ontology annotation, biological process: immune response. Bases 704 to 2461 code for a protein of 585 amino acids. Lineage: Eukaryota; Metazoa; Chordata; Actinopteri; Siluriformes; Ictaluridae.